CUGUGCCUCCGAAGACAGAGGCAAAGGCCAAGGCACUGAAAGCCAAGAAGGCCGUCCUGAAGGGGGUCCACAGCCACAAGAAGAAGAAGAUCCGCACAUCGCCCACCUUCCGCAGGCCCAAGACCCUGCGACUGCGGCGGCAGCCCAAGUACCCACGGAAGAGUGCUCCACGGAGAAACAAGCUGGACCAUUAUGCCAUCAUCAAGUUCCCUUUGACCACAGAGUCGGCAAUGAAGAAGAUAGAGGAUAACAACACUCUGGUUUUCAUUGUCGAUGUCAAGGCAAACAAGCACCAGAUCAAACAGGCCGUCAAGAAGCUGUAUGACAUCGAUGUGGCCAAGGUUAACACAUUGAUUAGGCCUGAUGGGGAGAAGAAGGCUUAUGUCCGACUGGCUCCAGAUUACGAUGCACUGGAUGUAGCCAACAAGAUUGGGAUCAUCUAAACUGCAUCUACCAAGGACUGUACAGACAGGAUAAUAAACCCUGUGACACCA
Balearica regulorum gibbericeps (East African grey crowned-crane) is the source of this 494-nucleotide messenger RNA. The record is from RefSeq and is a predicted model, not a curated record. Lineage: Eukaryota; Metazoa; Chordata; Aves; Gruiformes; Gruidae.